Messenger RNA from Dipodomys spectabilis (banner-tailed kangaroo rat), 2196 nucleotides. RefSeq names its product kelch like family member 31 (gene Klhl31). The record is from RefSeq and is a predicted model, not a curated record. Bases 278 to 2182 code for a protein of 634 amino acids. NCBI's taxonomy places the organism in Eukaryota, Metazoa, Chordata, Mammalia, Rodentia, Heteromyidae. Gene Ontology annotation, biological process: negative regulation of protein phosphorylation. Gene Ontology annotation, molecular function: protein binding. The transcript has 3 exons. Gene Ontology annotation, cellular component: nucleus; cytoplasm.
GCUCAGUCUGGACUCUGCCCUGACAAUGAAGGAGUUACACAGUUGGAAUGAACUGAUCUCACUUUUCCAUCCAGAGUGAACGGAUGGACAUGGACGCCACACUUUUCAGAUUUUAUUUCUCAAGAUCCCUAUAGGAGAAAGUGGACCUUCAUGGACGCACCUGUUACAGCUUGUAGGAAGGAGACGGAGAGGCUGAGGGCCUCUGCGUGGAGACGGACAGGAAGCAAGUGAACACGGCCUGUCAGCGAGCUCUUCCUGUGACAGUGGCCUUGCCAGCAUGGCCCCCAAAAGGAAGUGUGUCAAAAAGCCCAAAGCAGACGUCAAGGAGACGACCAUCAUCGUGGAAGAGAGCCCCCUGAGCAAGCUGCACGCUCUGAACGGGCUCCUGGAAGGGGGCAGCGGCCUGAGCUGCAUUUCUUCUGAGUUGAUGGAUGCAUCGCACGGACCCAACCUCUUGGAAGGGUUAAGUAAGAUGCGACAGGAGAACUUCCUCUGUGACCUAGUCAUCGGCACCAAAACCAAAUCCUUUGACGUUCACAAGUCCGUGAUGGCGUCGUGCAGCGAGUACUUCUACAAUGUCCUCAAAAAAGAUCCGUCGGCUCCAAGAGUGGACCUCAACGACAUCUCGCCGCUCGGGCUGGCCACCGUCAUCGCCUAUGCCUACACGGGCAAGCUGACCCUCUCGCUGUACACCAUCGGAAGCGUUGUGUCCGCGGCGGUCCACCUUCAGAUCCACACUCUGGUGAAGAUGUGCAGCGAUUUCCUCAUGCGGGAGAUGAGUGUGGAGAACUGUAUGUAUGUGGCCAACAUUGCCGAAACAUACUCCCUGAAAACAGCCAAAGCUGCCGCCCAGAAAUUCCUACGGGAUAACUUCAUCGAAUUCGCCGAGUCCGAUCAAUUCAUGAAACUGACCUUUGAACAGAUCAAUGAACUCCUUAUCGAUGAUGACUUACAGUUGCCUUCUGAGAUAGUAGCAUUCCAGAUUGCAAUGAAAUGGUUAGAAUCUGACCAAAAGAGAAUGAAACACGCAGCAGAUCUUCUGAGCAAUAUCCGCUUCGGCACCAUCUCUGCCCAAGACCUGGUCAAUCAUGUUCAGUCUGUGCCCAGAAUGAUGGAAGAUGCCGACUGCCACAAACUUCUGGUAGACGCGAUGAACUACCACCUGCUCCCCUACCACCAGAACACACUGCAGUCGAGGCGGACACGAAUCCGAGGCGGCUGCCGAGUCCUGGUAACUGUCGGGGGACGCCCGGACCUUACUGAGAAGUCCCCCAGCAGAGACGUUCUGUAUAGAGACCCUGAAAAUGGAUGGUGCAAGCUGACGGAAAUGCCAGCCAAGAGCUUCAAUCAGUGUGUGGCUGUGAUGGAUGGAUUUCUUUAUGUAGCCGGUGGCGAAGACCAGAACGAUGCGAGAAAUCAAGCCAAGCACGCAGUCAGCACUUUCUGCAGGUACGACCCGCGGCUCAACUCGUGGCUGCACCUGAGCCCCAUGGCGCAGCGGCGCACGCACUUCAGCCUGAGCGCGCUGGACGGGCUGCUGUACGCGGCGGGCGGCCGCAACGCGCAGGGCGGCCUGGCCUCGCUCGAGUGCUACGAGCCGGCCUCCAACCAGUGGCGGCCGCGCGCGCCCAUGGCGGCGCCGCGCUGCUGCCACGCCAGCGCCGCGGCCGCGGGCCGCCUGCUGGUCACCGGCGGCUACGUGGACGGCGCCUACUCGGGCUCCGUGUGCGCCUACGACCCCGCGGCCGACGCCUGGCAGGAGCUGCCCGCGCUGGGCGCGCCGCGGGGCUGGCACUGCGCGCUGGCGCUGGGCGGCCGCGUGCUGGUGCUGGGCGGCAGCCGGCUGGGCGCGCGCGGCGAGCGCGUGGACGUGCUGGCCGUGGAGAGCUACGACCCCGCCGCGCGGCGCUGGAGCGCGGCCGCGCCGCUGCCCGCGGGCGCCAGCACGGCGGGCGCCGCCGCGCUGCACGGCCGCGCCUUCCUGCUGGGCGGCUGGAACGAGGGCGAGCGGCGCUACCAGCGGAGCGUGCGCAGCUUCAGCCCCGAGCUCGACCGCUGGGCGGAGGAGGACGAGCUGCCCGACGCCGUGGUGGGGCUGUCCGCCUGCUGCCUGGCCCUGCCCGGCCGCGCCCCGCGCGAGUCCCGGGCCAGCUCGGUGUCCUCCGUGCCGGUCAGCAUCUGAGCGCGGGCGCCGCG